AUGUCCGGACAUCGUGCCUCAAUGCAAACGGACAUUAGAUCCAUUUCCACGCUGCAAACACGUGUGUUGAAACCUUCACCUCCAACCGAAGGCCUUCGAGCGCCCAGACCAAAAGAUUUGUACAGUUCCACCACAACUUUUUCGGUACCAACGCAACAACAUGGAAGCCUGGAAGAGCAACUUCGAUAUUUACUGCAUGCAAAGGACCAAACUGAUAGAUCUGUUAUUGAAAACGACGUGCAACAAGUUCUGGCAGAGCUGCAACGACGCCGGCGGAUGCGAAAAGCCGCUGCCCCGCCAAGUCGCGCCUCAUCGGCGUUGUCGGCUGCCGCUGCCCCGCGGCCGCACGUGUUGGCGCUGGUGCAGGCCUGUGAAGCCUCCACUGAAGCCGCCGCGGCGUCAAUCCUCAAGUCCUUUUGUAUGAACAACUGCACUCCCACUGGAAAAGACUCAGGACUCUCUUUAGUAACGGUGCCACUGGCAGAGUUUCUUCUGAAACAGAAGAACGCCCCCGGGGACAUAGAUGAUGCUUUGAAACUUCUUGACAGCGCCAUAGCAUCACGACACGCCGGGGCGAUGCUACAAGUGGGUCUCUGUCUGCGCGAUGGUGUAGGUGUCCCAAUUGAUUUAACUGCAGCUCUCACAUGGGUUGAACGUGCUGCGGAUUCGGGUUAUGCUCCCGCGAUGUACGAACUCGGGGUGAUGUAUGAAGAUGGUGUAGAAAUAGGUGGUAAAUGUCUACCAUCAGAUUGGGGUGAAGCACUGAGGUUGUACCGUGGUGCUGCAGAGUUGGGACACACGAUGGCGCAGUUGAACGUGGGGAAAUUACUUUGGCGGGCGGCAGAAGCGGCGGCUUCUAGGGCAGUGGGUGUGUGUGAUGAUAAUACAGUGGCUGAACUGCGAGGAAAGUCGCGUGAAUGGUUGGAAGCAGCCGCUGCAUCGGGUAGUGAAGAGGCCACACGGCUUCUCCGCUGUAAGUAA
Trypanosoma brucei brucei TREU927 is the source of this 981-nucleotide messenger RNA. RefSeq lists its product as hypothetical. The record is from RefSeq and is a predicted model, not a curated record. NCBI's taxonomy places the organism in Eukaryota, Euglenozoa, Kinetoplastea, Trypanosomatida, Trypanosomatidae. Gene Ontology annotation, molecular function: protein binding. The transcript has a single exon. Bases 1 to 981 code for a protein of 326 amino acids.